Molecule: messenger RNA, 1998 nt
Organism: Onthophagus taurus
Lineage: Eukaryota; Metazoa; Arthropoda; Insecta; Coleoptera; Scarabaeidae
Product: putative inorganic phosphate cotransporter
Biological process (GO): transmembrane transport; monoatomic anion transport
Cellular component (GO): membrane
Molecular function (GO): transmembrane transporter activity
Source: RefSeq, a predicted model, not a curated record
CUUAAAGAUCAAACACUUAACGAAACGUGCACACAAACUUUUCUAGAUUACACAGUUAUUUGGUAUGUUUUGAUAAUAUGUACAAGCACUUGACCAAAAAGUAUUCCUAAACGAGAACGAAAUUUGAGUGUUAUCUUAGUUCUAGGAAACUUUCGAAAACUCUAUUAUUUCAAUAAGUUCAGUUCAAUUAUCACCCAAGUUAUGGUUGUUAAUACGGAAGUUUUAACGAAAUCCUCUCAAAAGUUCGUGUUAAAAUCAUGGUUUGGAGUUCGACACAAACAAUUAUUGCUUUUAUUCUUUUUGUUGGUGAUUGGAUAUGGGAUGAGGAUCAAUUUAUCGAUUGGAAUCGUCGCAAUGACCGAUCCAACGAUAAAUCCCAAUUUUCCAACUUAUAACUGGACGAUGGACACCAAAAGCACUCUCCUUUCAUCGUUUUUUUGGGGCUACGUCGUUCCCCAAAUCGGAGCUGGACAAUUAGCUGAAAAAUUCGGGGCGAAAUGGAUUUUAACGAUCGCGAUGACCAUCUCAUCAAUUUUUACCUUUCUAAUUCCAACAUUCGCUAAUUUUAGUACUUGGGGUGUUAUGGUUUGCAGAAUUUCCCAAGGAUUUACUCAAGGAUUCUUUUUUCCUUGCGUUCAUAACAUGUUAAGUAAAUGGAUUCCUUUGAGGGAAAGAUCCAGAAUGGGAACGUUUGUUUAUGCAGGUGGUCCUUUAGGAACGGUAAUUUCGAUGCCUUUAACUGGUUGGAUAUCUGCGAGUACAAUAGGUUGGCCCGGAGCAUUCUAUUUAUAUGGUUGUUUUGGAUUAAUAUGGGUGUUAAUGUGGAUUUGGAGAGCGGGGAAUAAUCCCGAAGAGUACAAAACGAUCACAGACGAAGAAAAAUUAUAUAUCCUAAAAGGUUCGGGGCAACAAAACCAAACGAAAGCGAUAACACCAUGGAAAAAAAUUGUAACCUCACUUCCAAUAAUUGCAAUUUUGGUUGCAAAUUCGGGGCAAAUGUGGAGUUAUUGGACCUUAAUGACAGAAAUUCCAACUUAUAUGAAAGGAGUUUUACAAUUUGAUAUCGAAAAGAAUGGGUUGUUAUCAGCAGCUCCAUAUUUUGCGUUGUGGGUUUUGAGUUUUCCGUUUGGUUACAUCACCGAUUUUAGUAUAAACAAGAAAAUAUUUUCUGUUGGGGUUGUAAGGAAAAUAAUAACUACAGUUGGGAUGAUUGGACCUGCUAUAUCACUUUUUAUCCUGGGCAUAUUAAAAAAUCCAUCCCCCGCAGUCGCUGUAACCCUUUUAAUUGCAGCCGUUGGAUUAAAUUCAGCGAUUUUUUGUGGAUUCCAAGUUAACCACAUGGAUAUCGCCCCAACUUACGCAGGAACCACCAUGGGCUUUACAAACGGAUUCGGAAACAUCUUUGCGAUCGUAGCCCCUUUAGUCGUUGAGUUAAUUGUGAAAGACGAAAGUGAUGAAUCGCAAUGGAACACGGUUUUUUUUAUUGCUGGAGGAAUCUAUGUAGUCGUUAAUAUUUUUUAUGUUAUUUUUGGAUCUGGGAAGAGACAAAAUUGGGAUUGUCAAAAUAAUCAAAGUGGUAUCUCAAAAAAUGUUGAAUCUUAAUUUUAAUUUGAUAUUAAAUUAAAUAAAAUAAAAAAAUUUUUGUUGAGUUUAUGUUGGGUUAAGGUAGGCAACCCAAAUGACGCAACCUUUCUAUUAAAAAAAUUCCAUGCUGCAUUGUGCCAAACAAUUAAACGAAUACUUUUUGGUAUAUUUGGUAGGUUGAAAUGAAAGAAAUCAUGUCGAAAAUAGCAACCAAUAUCACUGCAACCACAGCGUUUGGAAUUUGGUGCAAGAAAGCAAUAAACAGCUCGAUUGUUGCCAUAAGGGUGUUAUUGGUUCAUUUCAAAAUUAAUCUUUUACAAACUUUUCUCUAAAUUAGCUUCAAAACUCUGCAUUACAUUGAUUCCGAAAAAAAUAACUGGGUUUUUUAGAAACAUUGUAAAAGAAACUUUAAAA